UUUCUUUCUUUGAUGCGUUAUGCAUAGAAUGAUACGAUGUUAUUUAAAUCUAAAAUUUUUUAUCCUUGUUCCAAUUUCAAACAUAUCUUAACAAUCCUUUUCUAAUUUAGAAUUGUAAUCUGAAGACGGCUCAUUAAAUAGGCCAAAAAUAUUAGUUAAAAUUAAAUGAUUUUGCUGGAAAUUAAAAGGUGUUAAGUAUAUGAGCUUAAUCAGUAGUUCCAGAUGGACAUUUAGACUCUGUACAUAUAAGCAUUAUUAAUUUCAUUAUUACUAUAAAAUGAAUUAAAUUGUAAAAUUUUCUCUCUAUAUUAUUAUAUUAUUUUAAAGUAAGAAAUAAUGCCAACAUUAUUUCUUACUUUAAUAUAAUAAUAUAGGCAUAGUUUGUUGUUCAGAUGAAACAAGAAAAAAGUUUGGUUUUUGGUGUUAAAAUAGUAUUUGUAUUAUUUAUUACUAUUGAUGUAAUUACAAUUCAAACAAUAUCCCUAUAACCUUGCUGUUGAACAAGCAUAUAGCAAGAAUACAAAUAUUUACAGUGACAUCAUUAAUAACAGAUAAUUAAAUAUUAAACUUAUUAAACAAACUAUACAGAAGAUCAUUAACACUCAUCAACUGACAACAUCAAAAUCUUUUUCUCUUUUUAUAUUAAUAAGUCUUCCCAUUAAAUAGAACUUCUUAUAAUAACAGGAAGAAGGUUAUGUACUUGGGACUACCUGGAGGGUAACGGGGCCUGGGGGAAAAUUUGUAUUGGGGCCCUAUAGCAAAUUAAAUCAUAUAUUAAAACAAAUGAAGUAAAUAAAAAAAAAAAAACAUUGUAUGGGGGCUCUAUUUCCUCUGAUCUAGGCCAGUUUGUUCCUUUUGCCCCCUCUUGUAUCCCUGUUUAUACUUAAUAAAAUUAUAGUACAGCAGUAAUUUAUAAAUAAAAACAAACUUCUUGAUGAUAUACACACACAUACAAAUCUUUUAAUGUCGUAACCAACUUUACAUAACUGGUUCCGCAGUAAGCACAGCCAGUUUACAGAUGUUUUAGGUAUUGCAAAUGUUAUAGUUACAUUUACAAAGUGUAAGAGUAAUAUGCAUUAUAGCAUAAAGUAUCACAAUGAGAGUGAUAUUGAAGAGAAUUUGGCAUGGGCUAGUGCACAGAUACAUUGUCAGUGUUCAGUAGAUGAUACUAAAGUCAAAUUUCCUAUUUCUACUUCAUUAUCACAAGAGGAAUUAGCCACUGCUUCUAAAGAUACAUCGUUUAUUCCUUGUAGAGGAGAAAAUGGUCACAUAGUUCUUUCAACCAAGCCUAAAAUUUUAUUUUGUGAUGUUCGUCUAGCUCCUGGAGAAAGCAAAACAUAUUUAUACAAAGAAACAAUUCCAAAUGAAGGACCUCCUUCGUAUCGAGGCCAGGCUGUAAAAUAUGCUUACAAGAUAACUAUUGGGACUCAGCGGGUGAAUGCAGUAAUUAAAUUGAUGAAGAUUCCAAUAAGAGUUCUUGUUUUGAACAACUUGUCAGAUUUUAAUUUCCAUAUGGAAAGUGAUGAGAUGCAAGUUGCUCCAACUAAUCCAUUUUUACAAAGUCAACAGAAAGAAUCUUCUAUGGAAAUUGCUCUGCAGGUUUUAGAAAUGAUUACUGCUCGUCGAAACCCUAGUUUUUAUAACAUCACAAAUCAAAAUGGAAAAGUAGUAAGGUUUUGUAUCUUGAAAUCUGCUUACCGUCUCGGAGAAGACAUCAUUGGCAUUUUUGACUUUACUAAAGCCACAGUGCCAUGUGUUCAGUUCUCCGUUAUGUUGCAAAGUGAAGAAAUAUUAAAAGAAGAAUGCUGUAUUAAGUCAAAACCGAGCAUAAUGACGGUCACUUAUACAAAACAUCAUGAAUUCUGUUUAUUUCUAGAUCAUACACAGAUGAUCUUACCUAUACCCCUGACCAUCACCCCUGCAUUUUCUAGUGAAGUCGUAUCAUUACAGUGGAAACUCCAUUUUGAAUUUGUGACCACCACGUCCCAGAUUCCGGACGUGCUACCCUCCUCUUCGCCGUCCGAGAGCGUCAUGUGGCAGGGUCCUUCCUCGCUGGACGUUCAGACCAUGGUGUGGGACCUUCCGGUUAUGGUAUAUCCAACUCAUCCAGUUCACAUAGCUCAGGGCCUCCCCAUUAAGUGUGAAAAUAGUUUAAUUAUUACUUAAUUGUAAAUUUUUAAAAUAACCCCUCUUAUAUUCAAUAAAGUUUAUUUGUCAAUAUACAAAUUAAAAAUGGUUAAAAUAAUUUAAGAAAAAACUUGUACAAAAAGUUACUCGUGUGCCGUUUAAAAUUCCAAAGCUAAUCUUAUAACUUAGAUCUUUGUUUUACUUGGGAAUUUGCUAAUCACGGUUUGAAGACGAACGCUUCUCACUCGUCGUCGCCUAAUA
Molecule: messenger RNA, 2388 nt
Organism: Centruroides sculpturatus (bark scorpion)
Lineage: Eukaryota; Metazoa; Arthropoda; Arachnida; Scorpiones; Buthidae
Product: RAB6A-GEF complex partner protein 2-like
Exons: 8
Coding region: 1072-2166 (364 amino acids)
Biological process (GO): retrograde transport, endosome to Golgi
Cellular component (GO): Golgi membrane; Ric1-Rgp1 guanyl-nucleotide exchange factor complex
Source: RefSeq, a predicted model, not a curated record